Molecule: messenger RNA, 2545 nt
Organism: Cuscuta europaea
Lineage: Eukaryota; Viridiplantae; Streptophyta; Magnoliopsida; Solanales; Convolvulaceae
Source: the annotation of a GenBank genome assembly
AAAACAUCUCUUCAUCAUUUCCCCCUGCGAACCUUUUCCCAUCCCUAACCCUCUACCCCAUCUUAAUGGUAUGGUUUAUGAGCAUCAAGACUUCAGCCAUGGAGUCUACAGAAUAUUAGCACAGCUUUUGCAGCCCCAUUUCCCCCCAGUAAUUUCUUUUUACCUCUUCAUGGAUCAUUCCCUUCUGAUUUAAGAGGAAAGAAGAAGAAGAAGAAUUGAGAUUUAGUAAAGGGAAAGCAGCAGAAGAUCAAGAAAAGGUUUCAUGGCGGCAGAGACUACGGAUAUAACUUCUUCUCCGACCCGAAACCCGGCAAAGCCCAUUUCAUCAUUCUUGGGUUCUCCGACCCGAAUUCUGAACGGGUUUCUGGGUCGAACGACUUCCCAAUCAGCUAUGGAUCACAGCACGAGCAUGAGCAUGAGCCCCACCUCAACCCUUGACGCCAAGCAAUUCCUCAAUAUUGGUCACCAUAUCGGGUACGAGAAAACCCCAAACCUGACCCAAAAAUCGAGCCCGACUCGAAACCAUAACCCGGUUUGCACCGAAAAGAGACCCGACUCAUUAGGAGUGAGUCUCGCUCUCAUUGAGGACUCACGCCGUGGUCAGGUGCUGUUUGGGUCAAAACUCAAGAUCCAAAUCCCCUCUCUGAUUUCUCCGGUGGAGUCGCCGGUGGGGUCUCCUGGGGAUUUCGGAACCAAGACUCCCCGGAAUCUGCCCCCAUUGUUGAGCUCUGUCGUUCAGGCCGGAGAAUGCCCUUCUUCUCCGGAGGGGCUAUCACUGAGUGAAAUGGAACUGUCAGAGGACUACACAUGUGUGAUUACCCAUGGACCCAAUCCAAAAACAACUCGCAUAUUUGGCAAUUGCGUUGUUGAAGAAAGCUGCUGCGAAGUGAUGAAGGGGAACUGUUCUUCGCUAUCGAGUUGCCAGAACUGUAGCAUCAACCAUGGAGAUGAGCAGAGUAUCUACAACUACAGGUCGGUGAUAGCUAUCUUUGUUGCGUCCACUUAUGAUCGUUGAGCGACAGGGGUAGGUGACGGCCUCCAGGCGGCGAUGGCGGAUUCCUGGCCAGCUAAUCGCGGAUGUUAAUUCGAGGCCAGCUGAACUCCAGGUUUUGGGUGUCGCUUCCCGUCUGGUUGGAUUGUUUUCAGAAUUUGAGGACUCCGUGGCUACCCUGGCUCCUAAGGAGUGAUGUCCCUAGCGGCCAAGGUUCCGAUGACGAGAGAUCUCCACUGAAUUCGGUGACCACCUACCGAGAGGCGAACAACCAUGAUGAAGACCGUGCCAAAUUCAGAUUCCAGGAGUGUUCCUUGAGAUUCCCAGCAACUCCCAUGAACAAUGUCCAUCAACCUUGUAAUUUACUUUAUUUUUGAAUAGUUUGCUGCGUGGCAGAUGUAACCUUUAAUUCAACAUUAAAUCUUGAAACAUACGUUUCUUUUUCUAUACUUUGCUUUCUUUCGUUUUUCUUUCCUCGACUUCCUGCAUGCGUGUGUGCAUCCUGCCCUAGGCGGCCAGGCGGCUGGGUGUCCCCCGGGUUGGAUGGCACCGUCACCUCCCUGGAAGCAGGCGGCCGAGCGGCCGGACGGCAAAGCGGCUGGGCGGCAAAGCGGCCAGGCGGCCAGGCGGCCAGAUGGUCGGGCGGCAACGUGGCCAGGCAGCAAAGCGGCCGGGCGGCCAAGCAGUCAGACGUUCGGGCGGCAAAUCGGCCAGGCGACCUGGCGGUCAGGCGACCAGGCUGAAGUCUCUAUUCCUUGGGGUUUCGCGUUGUCCGGCGAUCGCCCUGAUGCUCUUCUUCCUCUGGGUGGCAGGGUUGUUGCCGCCAAAAUUUUCUUGGCAGUGACAGAGAUCACGCAAGCGCAGGGGUCCUGCGCCACCGUCCAGGAUGACGGCACUUGGGCGGACGGCAUCCGAGAUCGGCAGUGUAACUUCCAAGCUGGCAACCACCCGGGCGGUGGUGGGUCCAAGGUCAGAGUGCUGCUCCUCGGUGGUAGGAAGUAGGUGGACGAUCCAAACUCUUUGGAUGACACCUUCAUCCCCGCAUGGUUGAAGUCGUUGAGACCUUUGAGGUUGAUAUCGACUGUCCUAGUGCAACUGCAUGUAUCCUUCGCCCCCACAGGAAACCGGUCAAUUCAAGCCGAUUGGGACCUUCAGAAAACAAUAAGUGCAGCCGACAUGUGUGGAUAACAUGCUGGAUUCCAUGCCUCACAGAGGUCCCCAAACGUGUGAAGAAUCAUGAGGACGAGAGAGCCCCACGGCGGAUAGCCUACCUUCCGGUUUGAACUUUGAAACAGGUAAGGCGGCAGGCGCCCAAUUGCGGAAAUGGCAGUCAAGGCUUUCCCUCAGAAGUGCUCAGCAAUGCAAGUUGACUGCGACAUGGUACUUGGGCGUCAGUCGCAAGUUGACGGUGGCGCAGUGCCUAGGCGACGACCAAGAGUAGACCAUCCAUGUUAAUGACUAAGUUGACUUUCAGAUAUUUGUAUUUGAUGGCGAUGGGUUCGCCCGGCCAUGACCAUGUACAUUUUUUGCUUGUAGCAUGAAGUUGACUGAUGU